AUGGGUUUAGAAUUGAAUGUUGUGACAAUAUCAUUGCUAUUAAUGUUAGUAUCCACUACCAAUGCUGCAACUCGUGUCUUUGAUGUGAGAAAUUAUGGAGCAAAGCCUAAUUUUGACAUCACCAAGGCUGUGACACGAGCUUGGAAAGAUGCAUGUGCAUAUCCAGGUUCAAGUAAAGUUGUGGUUCCAACAACAAUAUACAGGGUGGGCACAGUAAAUUUUCUUGGCCCUUGCAAGGGUCCUAUAGAGUUUAAUGUUCUAGGAAGCAUACAUUCUCCAGGAGAUCCCAAAUACUUCAAGGGGGAUUGUUGGAUCGGUUUUGAACAUAUCGACCACUUAACUGUAUCAGGCACUGGAAAUUUUGACGGCCAAGGAGGAACUGCUUGGGGUAGAAGUGGUUGUUCGAAAAAUAGCUACUGCGUCCAUCUUCCCAUUAGCCUUAGGUUCGACUUCGUCACCAAUUCAAUAGUUCGGGACAUAACAUCAUAUAACAGCAAACAAUUCCACAUCAACGUCUUCGGGUGCCAAAAUCUUACAUUCGACCAUGUUACCAUCAAAGCACCUAAAAAUAGCCCGAAUACUGAUGGGAUUCACAUUGGACGUUCAACCAUGAUUAAUGUGAUUAAUUCAAAGAUUUCAACUGGUGAUGAUUGCAUCUCCCUCGGUGAUGGCAGCCGGGAUAUACUUAUCCAAGGUGUAAUUUGUGGACCUGGUCAUGGAAUUAGCAUAGGAAGUCUUGGUAAGUACCAGAAUGAACAGCCUGUGUCUGGGGUUAGAGUUAUUGGAUGCACUCUUACAAGCACACAGACGGGCGUGAGAAUCAAAACAUGGCCUGAUUCGUAUCUUGGAUCUGCCUCUGAUAUUCAUUUUGAGAACAUUAUCAUGCGUAACGUCGACAAUCCAAUCCUCAUAGACCAAGGGUACUGCCCAUGGAAUCAGUGCAGAUCACAGAAUCCUUCUAAGAUCAGGAUUAGCAAGGUUAUCUUCAAGAACAUAAGUGGUACUUCUCGGACUAAAGACGCUGUCCAGAUUAUUUGCAGUAAGGCACUACCAUGCCAGAAUGUGGGGCUUCGUGACAUAGACCUCAAAUACAAAGGAAAAGAUGGCCCUGCUACGUCCCGAUGUGUUCAUGUCAAUCCCAUCAUCGGUGGCCACCAGAAUCCUCCUGCUUGCACCCUCACAACUCUCAACAAGAAAGGUGGAGGUACAGUGUCCAUCUCGGAAGAACCAAAUAAUGAUAAUACUGUUUCGUGGCAUAUGCAGCUUAGUCAUUUAGGCGAGCGCAGUAUGUUUGAGCUUCACAAAAUGAAUUUUUUGAAAUAUGCAAAGUCAUGUAAAUUGGGUUUCUACAAAUAUUGUGUGUAUGGGAAGCAACAAAGAGUCAGCUUUAAGGUGACAUCCCAUACAAGCAAGGAUGUUCUCGACUAUGUUCAACUUACAUGUUUGGAGACCAGUGGCGGUGCCAUCAAACAAAGUGUUAAAGGCUAUAGGCUAUCUAAUCUACUCUCAAAGAAGAAUAUUUUUAGCAAAGACGUGGUGUUUGAUGAGGGCUAUAUGUUAAGAAAAUGCGAGGAUGAAGCAUCGACUGAAAGCCACAAAGGGAAACAGGUCGUGGAGGUGGAGAUUGUAUAUCAUCGUCCACUCACUGACAUAUAUGAUGAUGAAAAAUCUUCAAGACUCACAGCACCAAGAAGAGCCUUACUCUUUAGCAAGAGUAGUGGAGAGUCAUCGUCUGUUCAGAAUGAUAUGCCGAAACAGGUGGAUUCAUUAUAG
This is a messenger RNA of Corylus avellana, 1773 nucleotides long. Its product is annotated as exopolygalacturonase-like. The record is from RefSeq and is a predicted model, not a curated record. Gene Ontology annotation, biological process: carbohydrate metabolic process. Gene Ontology annotation, molecular function: polygalacturonase activity. Lineage: Eukaryota; Viridiplantae; Streptophyta; Magnoliopsida; Fagales; Betulaceae.